Vollenhovia emeryi is the source of this 3005-nucleotide messenger RNA. RefSeq lists its product as uncharacterized. The transcript has 3 exons. NCBI's taxonomy places the organism in Eukaryota, Metazoa, Arthropoda, Insecta, Hymenoptera, Formicidae. The record is from RefSeq and is a predicted model, not a curated record. The coding region runs from base 1815 to 2648 and encodes 277 amino acids. Gene Ontology annotation, molecular function: DNA binding.
AUUAAAGAAAAUUUGCGAUAGUUAGAGUGACCACAGACAUUUCUAAAAAAAAUUCAAAAUUAAAAAACCUUUUACCGGUCAUCGCCAUAUUCAAGAGGUAUGCCUGCCCCCCAAAUUUCAUCUAUUUUAAGAAUUUUUUUGGUUUUUUGGUUUCAGAUCAACUGACAAGGCUGAGGAACGCCCCGCGCACGCACACCUCUGCUGUAUGCGGCUUCAUUCAUUGGGACCUGGAGCCACCAUUAAAAAAAAUUUUUUUUUUAAUAAUUCAGAAGUACUCUACAUUUAUGUGUGAAUAAAAGCCGCAAAAAGUUUUUCCGAAAUUCAUUUAUUCUCUAUAAAAAAAAAUUCCUGAAAUUGAGGCAUUUUUGGGGCCUGAGAAUGAGAACCUGGCCUUAAAUGUAAAUGACGAGCCUCUGCCAUCUGUUGAACGCUCGAGGUAUUUAAAUGAUAAAAUAAAAGGAGUACAAUUGGAAAACGAUGAAGAUGCGACUAAUGCUGAAACCGACGAAGAAAGAGAAUUCGAUGCAGGAAAAAACCCCGAAGAAAAUGAAGUUAUGAAAGUAGGCUGGAAAUUGUGGAGUGAUCAAUUGUAUAACGUAGCAUUGGAUAUUGCUAAUCAGUCGACUGAGGGCGACAUGAUUAAUGCAUGCUAUAAUGAAGACUUCGCGAAAAAACUGAAAAGGUAGGAGUUCCCCUAAAGGUGCAAUUUCAUGGACGCUAGAAACCAGCGGCAAAUGAGUUCUAGUGACUUCUCGACGUAGGGGGGAAAAAGUUGAAACUGUCUCAACAUUUUCAGUGUGCCGUGGUGUGACUGGGUGUCGCAAGGACUGCGUUCAGAAACACCACCCGAGUACGCCAGCGUAUUAUUCUAUCCUUGUUGCUCACCGUAUGUUAAACAAGGAUAAAAUGAUACUCUGGGGUACUCGGGUGGUGUUUUUGAACGCAGCCAGCGGUGGUUUCACGACGCUCAUAUUUUGCAGCUACUUCUUCUUCCCUAGGCGAGCGGUAAAUUUAGUCACGUGACUAUAUUUGACGCUAAAUCGUAGCGUCAAUGAAAUGGGACCUUAACGCCGGACGGCACCUAGCGCCGGACAUGCCCAAUAUCUAUGCAUGUACAAACGCGAUCGUGGCGCUGCCAUGGCGGAAAGGUAGAGGGAGGUGAGCGAUAGUCGUGCACGCAGUAACACGCCUCAGCCUUGGGCGGUAAACAAGACAGAGCUGUCAAUUGUUGCGUUCAGAAGGAAAAGAGUGUAUUGAAAGAUAGCGGCCGCCAGCUCCGACAGGGCGAGCCGGCCCUGGCCGAGCAGGCGGAUGAGCGGCCCAACCGAAACGGCCAAAAACACGGGUACACGGGUUCACGUGGAAAACGCGUGAACACCGUCGAGAAGCUUCGACCGGCGGGUCGAAGCGCAAUAAGCGAGCGAAACGCGACACUCGCCGUCGGGACGGAACGUGGCACGCGUCGCUACGCUCCGCGAGUGUUCUCAGUUAAAGUGUUACAGUUCUACCGAAAAUUAAACGCCUUAGUUGAUCUCUACUGAGUGAUCUCUUUUCCCCUCUCAUAAUCCCGGCCCUCGGCAACGGCCACCUCGCCCGGCGAAAUAGACGUAAGGUCGGCGGGAAACCUCCUUACAGUAUCGCGUAAACUUGAGACGAGUAUACUACGAAGUUCCUGUGACUAAAUAUUUAUUCACGUUGUUAUAAAGUGAUUUGAGGACAGAAGAAACACCUUGGAGACAUGGAAAAUAAAAAGAAAAGAGCAUGGGAUCAGGAUAACUUAAAAAUUGCUCUUGAUAAAGUUAUAUCGAAAAAAAAUGAGCCUGAGAGAAGCUUCGAAAAAAUAUGAUAUUCCUAAAAGCACUUUACACGAUAAAAUUAGAUGUCUAAAAUCCGGCGAAGAAAUAUCAUUGCAGCCUAAGAUUGGUAGGUUCACUAAAACAUUCCCACCAGAAUAUGAAGAACAAUUAGUGAACCAUGUGAAAGACUUAUCGAAUCGAUGUUUGCCACUGAUGAAAAAAGAAUUUCUAAAGUUGGCAUAUGACUUAGCAGUAGAGCUAACGAUAGGUUCGUGCUUCAAUAUCUACAACGUAUCGAUGAUAAAGCUUCCUCAUCGUUUCAACACUGAAAAAGGAACAGCUGGUAAACAUUUUUACUAUGACUUUAUGCCUAGACAUUCCGAUUUAUCACUAAGAACACCUGAGUCUACGAGUGUGAUGCGAGCUGUAGGUUUUAAUAAGCCACAGGUAGAUUUGUUCUUCUCAAAUCUUGAAAAACUCAUGAAUCGGUAUAAUUUUCCUUCAUCUAACAUAUUAUAUAUAAUUUCCCAAAAAAUACUAAAGUUAUCUCUGUUUCCCGAUGCUGCAAAGAAGCGUUCAGAAUCAAGGAAGAGAAAAUCCGAAAAAAGUGCAAUUCUCACUUCAUCUCCUUAUAAAACAUUGGUUGAAGAGAAAGAGAAUGAAAAGAAAGCAAAAGAAUCGAAGAAAAACUUUAGACAGAAGUCUAAAAAAACUAAUCGACCUGGCAAGAUAAAGAAAAGCAAAGCACUGACACCGACAAAUCGGAAAAUCAAAAUAUUACCGAUGUUCACGAAUUCUCAAAAGUUGAAUGUAAUUCUGAAGCUACAGAACUGCAAGAUACCGGAGAGGUAGACGAUCCCCAGUACACAACCACUGCCACUGCCUAGAACUCUUCGGAAAAUGAAUAAAUAUAUUCAGAGCUCUACGAGAAAUAUUUUAGAAGGACCGGAACUCCGACUUUCCGAGCAGCAGAGCACACUUAUCUGCUUAAAAAUGGAUUUUUCGGGGAUUAUGAAUUAUUAAAAAGUAACAGAGACUUGCCACUGCCUAAAAUUCUUUGGAAAAUGAAUAAAUGUGUUCAGAACUACACGAGAAAUAGUUUAGAACUCGUAGAACGUAUCGAAAAUCCGUCAGCGUCUUAGUGUUAUGAUAAAUACAUCUUUUUUUUCUAUCGGCUGUUUUUUGUAUAAAAUCGCCAGAACUAUUAUU